Messenger RNA from Perkinsus marinus ATCC 50983, 848 nucleotides. RefSeq lists its product as hypothetical. The transcript has 7 exons. The record is from RefSeq and is a predicted model, not a curated record. The coding region runs from base 19 to 600 and encodes 193 amino acids. NCBI's taxonomy places the organism in Eukaryota, Perkinsozoa, Perkinsida, Perkinsidae. Gene Ontology annotation, molecular function: acyltransferase activity, transferring groups other than amino-acyl groups.
AGGAUAGUUCAUCCGUAAAUGAGGUCCCUUACCUCGGUAUUACUCUUCCUCUUGGUGGCACAUCGUCCGACGAUAGCUUGGCUCGGGCUAGAAGAGAAACUUCCGCGCUGGCUCAGUAACAAUAUUAUUUACCGCAAGUAUCAGGCUGGCGACGACUCGAGCCGCGUUCUCGAGGAUCUUGCUAUUCUCUGUACACGAGAGGAUGUGUUUUGUUUCGUCGCGGUAGACACUUCUAUCAGCGCGAAGGCCGUUGUCGGCUAUAUCGAAAUGGAAAUUCCUGCUUACAUGCCGGAUCCGAGAGUGAUGGACGCUAUUCUCGAGAAAAUGCCCGCUCCAAGUAAGAAGAAGAAAGAUAAAGUCAUUGGUUAUAUAGCUUAUGUAAAAGUGGCUGCGUCCUCUCGAGGCCAAGGCAUUGGAACGGACCUUAUUUCACGUACCUUCAACUAUCUCGGCCGAACCAGGCCCAACUUGGUCGCCAUGUACCUAAUGGUAAAUGAGGACGAUAAAGCAGCCAUUGCUUUGUAUAAGAAGACGCAGUUCGUGAUGCUCACAUACCAGGACAAAGAUACUCUCUAUUACGCGCGUUAUAACAUGAAGUAGAUCGCAGUGGCUCACAGAGUUCUAUCACGGAGCCGUCUUUCUACUUCACGACCAUCAUGUGAAUUCCAUAGCUUUUCUCCCGUUUUUCGAGAGAACCGGACCAUUUCUUCUUCAAGGAGUUAUUCGGUCUGCAAAAAACUCGAUUGUUCGACAAGCAGCACAUGUUCUCUCGCACCAACCCAAGCUGGCCCAAUUUCUCCAAUGAGAAACUCUGAGUGAGGAUGGCUUGUGCUUGACAAUGACUCUUA